ACAACGCUACCGACGCUUUCAUUCCGGGCGCCGGCGUUGCUAAGUGGUCAAGGUGUGUCGUGCGUGCGGUGUGCUGUGGUUGUUCAAGCGUUCAAGGUCGCAACGGAACUGCUGAUAGCUUCUAGAUCUGUUCUUGAGAGGAGUGGAAGAUUUUCUUCCGAUCGAUAUCUUUGAGGGCCUUCGUACUGGGCUCGAGCGCACUGCAUGCUGCAACCCCGUUAUAGCUAUCGGCGAACGCAAAGUCUCUCGACCGUAACGCUGAUGGUACACAGCGCAUUAUCAAAAGGCCGCACAGAAUUCCGAGGGCUAAGCAUGCAGCGCCGGAGAUGACUGAAGUGAAGGCUAAGUUCCCAGAAGUGAACUUUGAACAAGUCCGGGAAGUUCUAAAGCAUCAUGGCAAGAAAGGAUCCGUGAUUGAUGUCCGCGAGCCGCAGGAGCUCAUCGAUGAUGGCAGAGUCGAAGGCUUCAUCAACAUUCCUUUGAACGAUGUGCAGUCAGCAUUUGUGAUGCACCCUGAAGAAUUCAAGAUUCAUUACAAUGUUAACAAGCCCGACCCCAAGAAAGAUGUCAUCUUUAGCUGUCGCUCUGGAAGAAGGGCAGUGAUGGCUGCAGAGAAACUACAGGAACUGGACACCUAUCACAAAAUCAAAGUGUAUCCUGGAAGCUUUCAAGACUGGUUUUUGCACAAUGGUGAGUUCAAACAAGGACCUCUAAAGAGUCCCAAGGGCACCGGUGAUGCGAAGAAAAAGGAGAAAAAUGAUGACUCAAAGAAAGAGGUGGAAAAUGAAAGUGAUGAUUCAGAUGCAGAUGAUUAGUUGCAUUAAUAAAUGCUGCUUACUCAAAUUUUUAA
Molecule: messenger RNA, 850 nt
Organism: Dermacentor silvarum
Lineage: Eukaryota; Metazoa; Arthropoda; Arachnida; Ixodida; Ixodidae
Product: rhodanese domain-containing protein CG4456
Exons: 5
Coding region: 327-815 (162 amino acids)
Cellular component (GO): mitochondrion
Molecular function (GO): thiosulfate-cyanide sulfurtransferase activity
Source: RefSeq, a predicted model, not a curated record